Messenger RNA from Cotesia congregata, 1146 nucleotides. The record is from the annotation of a GenBank genome assembly. NCBI's taxonomy places the organism in Eukaryota, Metazoa, Arthropoda, Insecta, Hymenoptera, Braconidae.
AUGGUUCAAGACAAGCAGUUAGAGUUUGUUAAAUUCAAAAACAUAAUGAGAAAACUUGUUUUUACUGUCGGCUUAUGCACAAAAGAAGACUCCAGUUUUUUACACCGUUCAUUACUUAUCAUUUAUCUGUUGUUUUACGUAAUCCCUGUUAUCGGCGCAUGUAACUUUCUUAUCACUAACAUUUCUAAUAUAAGUCUCGCAACCAGAACUGUGACCCAGCUGCUGGGAUUUUUGACUGCAGCAUGUUUCAUAAUCAACCGCAAAGAUGCGGAUGAUCUACACUCGGUGCUAGAUCUGUACUUUGAAAAACUACUGCAGUCGCGAAAAAUGUCUAAUAUGGUGCUGGGUAAAGUCAGGACUUUUCGACGCUGGCCAACAUUCAUCACAACAUUUGUCACAAUUGUAUGCAUGUCUUAUGCAAUCAUUCCGAUCAUUUCAAUCGUAAAACAAUUGCGACAUCGAUACAAUCUUCUCUAUCUGACGAUAUAUCCUAUCAAAGCUCGCCGUAGCAGUUUGCUCUACAAUUUUUAUUUUUUUGACGAGUAUGUAAUGACUAUAAGCAUGAUUUUUAUUACUUCGAGUUUAGAUUCGCUUUUCACGUAUUAUAUUUUUCAAUUGAUUGGAAUGUUGCGGGAAAUUUCGUAUCAUAUUUCAAUAAUCGAUGAUAAAAAUGGUGAAAUAAUCGUACGUCAGUGUGUUGACAAGUAUCAAGUGUUGCUAAAAGCUUGUAAUCAAUUGAGAAAAAUUUAUGGACCAAUCAUUUUGUGGACCAUGAAUGUCAACGCACUUAUUCUUUGUGCUGCAAUUUUUCAGCUAUCUAUUGCAAAAACGAUACCAGUCAUCUCGAUGAUUAUAUUCGCAGCGCACGCAAGUCUAAAAUUGGUUCAAGUGUACGUCUAUGCUUGGUCUGGUACACAGCUAACUAUUGAGGUAAUUAAUCAUACACACGAAAAAUUCAGAGAGAGUAUCUACGCCGCUAAUUGGGCUGGUAACGCGCGGCUAAAGUCUUCAAUAAUUAUAAUGUUAGCCCAAAAACCACUCAUAUUAACUGCCUGCGGCUUAUUGAAUGUGACUAUUGAGAUGUUCGUAAAAGUCAUAAAUACUUCGGUAUCUUACUUUUUGUUGUUGAAAACUUUUGACCAAAAA